CUACCCUUGUGCUCUGCCGGACAUGCCAGAACACACGUUCCCGGCGCGUACAUCUUCGAACUCGACCAUGAGCAGGAUACUUCCGAUUUCUACGCCACUCUCGGCAGCGAGGGCACGACGCGUCUGAAGCUCGACUAUACGCUCUUCAAGGGCGUGUCCGUCCAGCUCGACGACGUGGACAAUGCCGAGGCCAAGGCGUCCGUCAUGGCGUCCGCCCCGGCCGUCAAGAACGUCUGGCCCGUCGAGUUGUACGACCGCCCCAACCCCAAGAAGAGCUGGGCCGGCACCCCGUCCAGGACCCCUGCCCUGUCCAAGAGGGACAACACGUCCGACACGUACUCGCCCCAUGUAAUGACUCAGAUUGACAAGCUGCAUGGUCAGGGCAUCACCGGCAAGGGCAUCAAGAUCGCCGUCGUCGACACUGGUAUUGAUUACACCCAUCCAGCUCUGGGCGGCUGCUUCGGUGAGGGAUGCCUGGUCUCCUUCGGCACCGAUCUCGUCGGUGACGCGUACAACGGAUACAACGAGCACUACCCCGACGACGACCCAAUGGACUGCGACGGCCACGGCACCCACGUCGCGGGCAUCAUUGCCGCCCAGGAGAACAGUUACGGCUUCAAGGGCGCUGCGCCCGACGCCAACCUCGGUAUCUACAAGGUAUUCGGGUGCGAGGGCAACGUCGCCAACGACGUGCUCAUCGCCGCCUUCAACCAGGCCUACGAGGACGGUGCCGACAUCAUCACGUCCUCCAUCGGCGGCCCUAGCGGGUGGUCCGAUGAGGCGUGGUCCAAGGCCGUGUCCGCGAUUGUCGACAAGGGCGUGCCUUGUACCAUCUCGGCCGGAAACGACGGCGACGCAGGCCUCUUCUUCGCCUCGACGGCCGCCAACGGCAUCAACGUCGCCUCCAUCGCCUCGUACGACAACAUCCUGACUCCCACGUUCCUGUACAUCUCCGAAGCCAGCGUUGACGGCGGCGACGCCGAGGAGUUUGGAUACGCCCCUGCCAGCCUGUAUGCUUGGGACGGUGUCAGCCUGCCCCUGUGGGCGCCCGAGUUCGACACGUCCAUUGCCAACGGUGGCUGCGACGCCUACCCGGAUGACACGCCCGACCUGAGCGGGUCCAUCGUCCUCGUCCGCCGCGGCACCUGCACCUUCGUCCAGAAGGCCCAGAAUGCCGUCGCUCACGGCGCCAAGUACCUCAUCGUGUACAACAAUGUUGCCGGAGCCAGCGAGAUGGACCUGAGCACCGCGUCCGGUAUCGAGGCCGGAGCCAUGGUCACCCCCGACAUCGGCGUCAAGUGGAUCAACCUCCUCAAGGAUGGCUCUGAAAUCGUGCUCAACAUGACGGGCCCCGACAACGCCGAGUCCACCGUCACCUCCCCCCCCAACAACGUGACCGGUGGAGCCCUCAGCACUUACACGACUUGGGGCCCCACCUGGGACCUCAAGGAGGUCAACCCGUCCUUUGGGUCCCCGGGGGGAGACAUUCUGUCCACGUACCCCGUCGACAAGGGCGGUUUCGCCGUGCUAUCAGGCACCUCGAUGGCCUGCCCUCUUGUGGCCGGUGCGUUUGCCCUAUUCGCCGAAGCCCGUGGCACGCUGGAGCCGGAGGUGGUGCGCAACGCCUUCUCGGCUGAGGCCAAGGCCCAGCUUUUCAACGACGGCACAUCCUUCUACUCGUUCAUGGCGCCCGUCCCGCAGCAGGGAUCCGGUAUCAUCCAGGCAUACGACGCCGUUCACACCAAGACGUCUGUCGUGCCCGGGAGCCUGUCGUUCGGCAUUACCUCCGACCUGACCGAGUCGCUCAACUUCACCCUCAGCAACGACGGUGACGAGGACAUCACCUACUCCAUCUCCCAUAUCCCCACCGUCACCAUGUACACUCUCAACCCAGGAUCCAUCUACCCUGCGGCCUUCCCCAACGAGCCCGUCAACAGCGCUGCGACCCUGGCCUUCAGCGAGACCAAGGUCCUCGUUGCCGCCGGCGAUUCUGUUGUGCUCCAGGUCGUUCCUACCCCGCCCAAGGCCGUCGUCGCCUCCCGUCUGCCCGUCUGGUCCGGCUGGGUAGCCGUCAACGCCUCCGACGGGUCCUCCCUGACCAUCCCGUACAACGGUGUUAGUGGAAAUUUCCUGGAUCAAAAGGUGCUCUCCUCGACGGCCGCCUGGGUGUCCAACUCAACGGAUAGCGAUCUCAACCCCCUCGACGACAACGUCACCUUCAUCCUGCCCCCCAAGGGAACAGAGAACACUGACCUAAGCAACUCGACCAUCCCCGCUGCUGUCGCCAAUCUCGCCCUUGGCUCUCCCCUGCUGCGUGCAGAUAUCAUUCCCGUUGGCCAGAACAAUGCUCCCACAACCACUGACAUCUUUGACACGCCCUUCAUCGGUCAACCGGAUGGCUUCCCUGUCAAGUUGAACCCGCGCUCCGCAAACACCGGCCCUUGGAGUGGCAGGUUGAGCACCGGAGAAUACGCCCCCGAGGGCCAAUACAAGUUUAUUCUGCGGGCGUUGCGUAUCGGCGGUGAUGCUUCCAAGAAGGCUGAUUGGGAUUCCGCUGAGACGACUACCUUUUCUAUCAAGUAUGCUCCUUAG
This is a messenger RNA of Geosmithia morbida, 2592 nucleotides long. RefSeq names its product Serine protease, subtilisin family. Gene Ontology annotation, cellular component: cell wall; cytosol; membrane. The record is from RefSeq and is a predicted model, not a curated record. The transcript has 3 exons. The annotation marks the transcript as partial. Gene Ontology annotation, biological process: proteolysis. NCBI's taxonomy places the organism in Eukaryota, Fungi, Ascomycota, Sordariomycetes, Hypocreales, Bionectriaceae. Gene Ontology annotation, molecular function: serine-type endopeptidase activity; tripeptidyl-peptidase activity.